AGAACCGUGCCACUGACUUGAUAGGUUUUUUUGUCUUUUCUCUCGUCCCUAUUUUCGCACUUCCUUUUCCUAUUAUUUGCAUUGAGUGUGUGCCAGCCACCAGAAUCCGGCAUGGCGGAGGAAGGCCACAGUAUCGAUGGUCUCGUGCAAGGCUACCCGAAGAAAGACGGUACUUUCGAGUAUGGAACGGCUGGGUUCCGAAAAGAUGCGGAGGUCAUGGAUUUCAUCGUCAUGAGGAUGGGACUGUUGGCUGCACUCAGGUCGAAAGUGUGUGGUGGAGAAGUCGUCGGAUUGGUCAUAACUGCCUCUCACAAUCCCGUCAAGGACAAUGGUGUAAAGCUGGUCGACCCAGACGGCGGCAUGAUGGCUGAGGCUUGGGAGGAGAUUGCGACACACUUGGUCAAUGUCAAUGACGGCGAUGUGGCGGGAGCUGUGGGUGACAUUGCAAAGCGUUUCAACGUUGACGAUGCCGCUACUGGCUGUGUUUACAUUGGCCGUGAUACGAGACCCAGCAGUGACCGAUUGCUGCAAGCUGCUAUGCAGGGUGUUUCCGGCAUACCCAAUGUGUCCAGUCAAGACUUUGGUGUUGUGUCGACGCCCCACCUACACUUUCUUGUGCGUGCACAUAACCUCAAGCAGAGCUCAGACUACUGGAAUGUUAUCGGAGAGAACUACCAGCUAGUGGCCAAGUCCUUGCCGAUAUCCGAUGGCAGUGCGUAUACGGGAGAUGUUCUUGUUGACGGUGCUAACGGUGUGGGUGCUGGCUGUGCAGUGCAGCUCAACAAAGCGUGUGGUGACUACUUGAACCUGAGCGUUAUCAAUGAUGGCACCACAGGUGUGCUCAAUCUCGAUUGUGGUGCAGACUAUGUCAAGUCCAAUCAACGAGAGCCACCGAAUCACGAGUUUCUUCCCAACCAGCGCUGUUGCUCGUUUGACGGUGAUGCUGAUCGUAUUGUCUACUUUUCCAAAGAUGGUGAUAACGUGUUUCAUCUGCUUGAUGGAGACAAGAUUGCUGUGCUGAUUGCUGAGUUCAUCAUGGAGCUUCUUGAAGCAGCAAGCCUGCACUUGAAUGUUGGUGUUGUUCAGACGGCCUACGCCAAUGGUGCUGCAACCAAUGUCCUGGAAGAGCGGAAAAUUCCGAUUGCGUGUACAUCAACCGGAGUGAAGCACCUGCACCACAAAGCCAAGGACUUUGAGAUUGGUGUGUACUUCGAAGCCAACGGUCAUGGAACGGUCUUGUACAGUGACAAAGCAACGAAGAUGAUCACGGACGCCAAGGCAGCGGAAUCAGAAACUGACUCGCUUGGUCCUGCCGGCCAGCUGUAUCACUACAUGCAGAUCUCCAAUCAAGCGGUGGGUGAUUCCUGCGCUGACCUGUGCAUGGUGGAGUUAGCACUGCGCAAGAAACAGUGGUCUGUUCAGGACUGGGAUGGCCAGUGCAAGUUUCUACCAAACCGAAUGCUCAAGGUCAAGGUUGCUGAUCGGCGUGUAAUCAAGACAACCAACGCCGAGCGACAAGUCACCGAGCCAAGCGAUCUCCAGCCCGCCAUCGACAGUCUAGUGGCAGAGUAUGAACAGGGCCGGUCAUUUGUCAGGCCCUCCGGUACUGAGGAUGUUGUACGUGUGUACGCUGAAGCCAAUACACAGGUCACUGCCGAUCACCUUGCUGCUCGCGUAGCCUGCGCUGUGUUUGACAAUGCGGGCGGCAGUGGGCAACGACCACAGGAGCCAUCACCGCUUGGUGCCAAGCGAGUCAAGCACUAGCCACCCUGGAAUUGUGCAGUCCAGGACGGGACGCCGCGACUAGUCGGAUUGCUGUUGCAUGGCCAGAAUAGCCAGUAGGGAUCAUUUCAUCCGGUGGUACUUGACGCUUGAGACCACCAGUGUAACACUGUUAGCACUGUCGCGCCACUCUACACAACUGUUGGUUGCAUUUCACGGUUCAUAGUUUGAAGGAGCCCUGUGACCUGUAUGUGGCAGGCCCGUCGUUGCUAUCAUUGUUACUUCUUUCUCUUACUUUUUUUUACUUCAAGUUAAUAGUUCGGUCUAUUCGCUACAUAUUUUUAGCACAGUGCUGUGCAGCAUGUUUUAACACUGUAUUUUCUCCAUUACUCCUACCUAGAGUCUUCACUGAAUCAUUAUUAUGAUAUUCUAGUAGAACCAACGCAUAUGGCCGAUUGGUUUGCAGGCCUGCCUGCGAAUCAUGAGGUCCCGAGUUCAAGACCCGCGCUGGUAGCAGGGAGCGUGGUAAAAAGACUUUUUACGCGUGUUGAACUGCGCCGACACCCACGGUCAACUGGGUACUCACAGCUCGGAGUGAGAAUAACAAGGAUGCAGUUUACAGGGUUAUGGGCCGUUACACGCCCGAUUGGUUGAGAGACUAACCUCCUCUCCCCUGACUCACUUGUGAGGUCUGCAUUCGCCACUAAGGUUAACAGGCAUAGUGGUGGCCUGCGGAUGCGAAGGCUAGUUUGAGUGUUUCUGGACAUUCAAGCGAUGCCGACGCGGAUCCCGCGAAUAUUAUUUAUUAUUAUUAUUAGUUGGCUGAUGUGUCAUGAAUGGCGUUGAUCGCCCACACAGCAAGUAACUAAACCCACAUGAUCACAUGUUUUGCUUUCACCGCAGAACUCAGUAAUAAGUAUUCAUUGAAAUUAAAA
Messenger RNA from Sycon ciliatum, 2657 nucleotides. Its product is annotated as phosphoacetylglucosamine mutase-like. NCBI's taxonomy places the organism in Eukaryota, Metazoa, Porifera, Calcarea, Leucosolenida, Sycettidae. Gene Ontology annotation, molecular function: magnesium ion binding; phosphoacetylglucosamine mutase activity. The transcript is spliced from 20 exons. Gene Ontology annotation, biological process: carbohydrate metabolic process; UDP-N-acetylglucosamine biosynthetic process. Bases 112 to 1764 code for a protein of 550 amino acids. The record is from RefSeq and is a predicted model, not a curated record.